CGUACCGGAAGUUCAUUAACAAUACCAAGUUCGUGAUGAUGCCGUCCCCACAGGAACCUUCAAACGCCGAAGCCCUGAUCCAAUUCAGGAAGCUCCCCCCCGAAACUCCAAUUUCGAGUAUACAGAUACCGGCGCCAAUAAAGGAACGAAAAAUGACAGACGUUGCGUUCAUCUUCACCUACAUCUUCUUCAUACUCACCUUGAUUGGUUGCGCAGUGUAUGCUUCGUUCGACAGUGACACACGCCGUGUAAAUCUUUACGACGAUUGCGGCAACUUGUGCGGCUACGAUAACCAGAAGGUCGAAGGUGUAAGCUGCACUGGUGUAGACAUGAGUGACCGGCCUUAUCUUGGAGAAUACAAAGAAAUCGACAACGAGACGAAAGUGACAUUUGAUAGAAGAGUAUGCGUUGAAAAUUGUGAUGAUGACACUGAAAUAGCGAGCUCCGAAUUGCACAGGUGCCAAAAGAAGUCCAAAGGAAUUGAUCAUGACUUCAAAAGGCUUUUGGUGCUGAUGGUCAAAAAUAUUUGGAGAUAUUUUUUUGUUAUUUUAAUAACACUUUUGAUCAAUGUAAUAUUUCUGUUGAUGUUUCGAUUUGCCCUUUUGAUAUUUAUAUAUUUACCAUUCGUUAUAUUUUUGGGAAUUUUCGGUGCUUCUGCUGUUUACUUUUUCAUGAUGAAUCAAAUAAUUUCUGGUGUCUUAUCCAUAUUAUUCUUUAUAAUUGUAGCUAUAACUUUCUUUGUGGUGUUUUUUCAGUUGCAUCUAGUGAAGUUGAUCUUCAAAGAGGCUGCAAAAGCGGUUUAUAGUGCUCCUCUUAUACUUCUUUGUAAUGUAAUCGUAUCCUUGCUUGGACUAGUUGUGUCAGCUGCCACAAUUUAUGUUAUGUUUAUAAUAUCAACAGCUGCAACAUUACAAAAAGUUGGUAUUGUGAAUGAUGUUGACUUGUACGAAUGGAAGCCUACAUUGGUUUCAAUACUCACAUUGUUUUUAUUAUUAUUGAAGUUACUUUGGACUUUUGAAAUCCUCGAUGCAUUCGGUAUCAUGUUCGUUGCUGGUACUGUAUCAUCGUGGUACUUCAGCAAAGAUAAGACCCGAAUGAAUAUUGCAGUAAUCAAAUCGAUCUACGUGUGUCUUAGAUUCCACAUAGGAACAGCAAUUUUUGGAGCAUUAAUUAUCGCCAUAAUACGAAUGCUCAGAAUGUUGACGCAAAAACUGAUGGAAUCAAGAAACAUGUUUCUGAGGUUUUGCGUCGAAUGCCUUUGCUCAUGCUUGGAGAACAUUAUUAGAUACUUCACGACACAGGCGUACAUUAUGACAAUGAUCCACGGUCGAGGUCUGUGGAAAUCAGGCAAAAGAGCUGCGUCGAUUAUCUCAGAAAACUUAAAUGCAGCUAUGUCCACAUUUUGUUUGGGCAAGUUCGUUGUAUACACAAACGCCAUGGCAGUAUGGGCUAUUACCGGACUGAUAUCCAUGUUUAUUUUUUGGGACUUUUACAAUGAUAUAUAUGUUUUUUCCUUUGCGAUCGUGUUAUGCAUUUUAAUUGCAGCUGAACUCACUAUAUACAUUUUCAAUGUGUAUUUGCUGGCCAUUGAAUCAAUAAUUUUAUGUUACUUUGAAGAUCUGAAAGUGAAUGAUGGGGCGUCCAGACCGUAUGCCAUGUCGCAGGAUUUAAAGGAGUUUGUCGAAAAGUCUAACUCUGCACGACCUUUUUCUGUAACGAACAUGUUCAGACGUGACCAGUAAAUGAAGAUAUUAUCUAAUUAUUGUAAUUAUAUAUAUACAAA
Molecule: messenger RNA, 1783 nt
Organism: Aethina tumida (small hive beetle)
Lineage: Eukaryota; Metazoa; Arthropoda; Insecta; Coleoptera; Nitidulidae
Product: choline transporter-like protein 1
Exons: 2
Coding region: 36-1742 (568 amino acids)
Biological process (GO): transmembrane transport
Cellular component (GO): membrane
Molecular function (GO): transmembrane transporter activity
Source: RefSeq, a predicted model, not a curated record